ACACAAAAAGGCGCAUUUUUUCCUUUUUGUUUAGAGUGGUUAAAAAACAUAAAAGAUUGGUAUGGAGAUACACAAAUUCAUGAAACCAAUGGCUCACGUAUUACUAUUAUUACUAGCAAUUCAUGCGCAUAUCCAAGCCGUUGUUUCAAUCACAAACACUUCUGUCUCAACCAUCCAUCUGAAACCUAAUUCCAUCUCACGAACUAAAAACCCCUUUUGGCGGCGGGAGCUUCGAAGCAGCGGUGGUAGCGGCGGAGGAGGUCGUGGGGGUGGAGGUGGCAGCAGUGGUCGAGGCGGAAACAGCGGUAAAGGCGGCAGUAGAGAUGGAGGAGGUAGCGGUGGCGCUGGGAAUGGAGGAUCUUCUAAUAGUGGCGGCCAUUAUAAUGGCGGUGGUAGUAGCAAUGGUGGCCAUUCUGUAGGAAGCGGCGGUGACUGCUUGAAACACCGUGGUCUCACCGGUGGUGUCUAUUGUGUGUGGAUUCUAAUAAAAUCUGAGGAAGACGACGUCAUGUUUUUGUUCGAUUGGUUCUAUGGAAUAUUGGCCUCGUUAGGGUUGUGGCAGAAAGAAGCGAAGAUCUUGUUUCUAGGCCUCGACAAUUCCGGAAAAACUACUUUACUUCACAUGCUCAAAGACGAGAGAUUAGUUCAGCACCAGCCAACACAGCAUCCCACUUCUGAGGAACUUAGCAUUGGCAAAAUCAAGUUCAAGGCCUUUGAUUUGGGUGGCCAUCAGAUUGCUCGUCGGGUUUGGAAAGACUACUAUGCCAAGGUUGAUGCUGUUGUCUACCUAGUGGAUGCUUACGACAGGGAGAGAUUUGUGGAGUCGAAAAGAGAACUAGACGCUCUUUUAACAGAUGAAGCCUUAGCAAAUGUUCCCUGUCUUAUUCUUGGGAACAAGAUUGAUAUUCCUUAUGCAUCCUCAGAAGAUGAGCUCAGGUAUCACUUGGGUCUCACCAAUUUCACUACCGGUAAAGGCAAUGUCAGUCUUGAAGACUCUGGUGUUCGUCCCCUUGAGGUCUUCAUGUGCAGCAUCGUCCGCAAAAUGGGUUAUGGUGAAGGGUUCAAAUGGCUAUCUCAGUAUAUCAAGUAGACAGCAUUGGUGAUUGCUUCACGGUUUAUAAAUGAGACAUCUCCAAUUUUUCUAUUUGAAAAGACAUAAACUCUCUCUAUUCUAGUUUUCUCUAAGUUUUAAUAGUAGUAAGUCGACUUCAAACUUGUUGUGCAUUAUACUAUUGGAGUAGUUGUGUUUCUUUGUUGAAUCAAACCGAACAAAAUGGAUUCUGUUCU
This is a messenger RNA of Arabidopsis arenosa, 1287 nucleotides long. Lineage: Eukaryota; Viridiplantae; Streptophyta; Magnoliopsida; Brassicales; Brassicaceae. The record is from the annotation of a GenBank genome assembly.